GCUGGGAGUCGAUAGUUACAGACACAGCCUGCGUGGCUAUUACGUGACCUAACGGACGCUAGUAGAGACUCUCACAGCAUCUUAUUCUCCCGGGACAUCUUGGGCGUUAACGACAUUGAACAUCGUACGCUGUGAGAGUAUAAAAUCGAACGUAACCAUGUCCAUGCGGGUGACUAGGAACACAAUGGCAAAUGCUGAAAAUAUGAAGACAACACUUGCUGGCAAAAAACCUCUUGCGGCAAAGCCAGGCCUUAGACCUCGCACUGCCUUGGGUGACAUUGGAAACAAAGCUGAGCCAAGAGUAACUCUCAAGAAGGAAGCAACAAAGCCUUUAGUGAAAGCUGUGAAGAAACCAGCGGCCAAAGCACCAGAACCACUGAAAGUAAAAGAGAAAGCUCUUCCGAAAUCAGCCCCGAAGGUGGAACCCAGCUCACCAAGCCCAAUGGAGACAUCUGGCUGUAUCCCAGAGGAACUGUGCCAGGCCUUUUCUGAUGUUCUGAUUGAGGUGAAGGAUGUGGAUGCAGAUGAUGCUGGUAACCCCAUGUUGUGCAGUGAAUAUGUGAAGGACAUUUACUGUUAUCUCAGGAGCCUUGAGGAAGCACAAGCAGUCAGGCCCCACUAUCUCAAAGGACAUGAAGUCACUGGAAACAUGCGUGCUAUCCUGAUAGACUGGCUGGUCCAGGUACAGAUGAAGUUCCGUCUGCUUCAGGAAACCAUGUUUAUGGCUGUUGGCAUUAUUGACCGCUUCAUGCAGGAUAAUCCAGUGCCCAAGAGCCAGCUGCAGCUUGUGGGUGUAACUGCUAUGUUCCUUGCUGCCAAAUACGAGGAGAUGUACCCUCCAGAGAUUGGAGACUUCACCUUCGUGACUGAUCACACUUACACAAAGGCUCAGAUCAGAGACAUGGAAAUGAAAAUUCUCCGUGUCCUCAACUUUGCAAUUGGCCGACCAUUACCACUCCACUUCCUUAGGAGGGCAUCUAAAAUCGGGGAGGUGACUGCUGAGCAGCACAGUCUGGCCAAAUAUCUAAUGGAGCUUGUGAUGGUAGAUUACGACAUGGUGCAUUACCCUCCAUCUCAGAUUGCUGCAGCUGCUUCCUGCCUGUCUCUCAAAGUCAUGAGUGGAGGUGAUUGGACACCGACACUCCAGCACUAUAUGACUUAUCUAGAAGAAUCCCUCACUCCUGUAAUGCAGCACAUGGCAAAGAAUGUCAUAAAGGUCAACAAAGGUCUCACCAAGCACCUGACCGUGAAGAACAAAUACGCCAGCAGCAAACAAAUGAAGAUCAGCACCAUCCCACAGCUGAGGUCCUCUGUCAUUGUGGAUCUGGCCCGACCCCUUAUGUCAUAAAACAUGACUUUGUGUAAAUGUUGGCACCAUGUGCUUUUGUAAAUAGUGUCUGUUUUUAUUAUUUUUAAUAAACUUUGUUUUUACCUCUGAAA
Bombina bombina (fire-bellied toad) is the source of this 1440-nucleotide messenger RNA. Its product is annotated as G2/mitotic-specific cyclin-B1. Gene Ontology annotation, molecular function: cyclin-dependent protein serine/threonine kinase regulator activity. The record is from RefSeq and is a predicted model, not a curated record. Lineage: Eukaryota; Metazoa; Chordata; Amphibia; Anura; Bombinatoridae. The coding region runs from base 158 to 1348 and encodes 396 amino acids. Gene Ontology annotation, cellular component: cytoplasm; cyclin B1-CDK1 complex; nucleus. Gene Ontology annotation, biological process: mitotic metaphase chromosome alignment; mitotic cell cycle phase transition; regulation of cyclin-dependent protein serine/threonine kinase activity. The transcript is spliced from 9 exons.